AUGCAAUUCUUUCACAUCGCGCCUCUCGUUUUCCUCGUUGCGGGCUUCGUGCUCGUUAACCUGACCUUGUUCGCAGGCGACAAGGCUGGCUUCAUGGAAGAGUAUGCCAUCGUGAGGAUCAACAUGUCCGACUUCGGCAAGAAUCUCUUUAGCGACGCCAACGGAAGCGAGGAAAACAAGGAUGAUGACGACGACAAGAGCAGCGUCGGAGACAUCCUUUCGGGAAUCAUCGACGACGUCAAGGACAAGGCCGCCGACACGCUCAACCAAGUGGGCAACCGUAUCGCAGGCCGGCUCACCGAGGAGCUCGGCAUCGAGGAGUGGUAUUCUAUCCACAUUCAGGAGUUUUGCCAGGGCAACUUUAGGAACGGGUCCGCGAGCUUCGAUGUCCUCAACUGCACCAUGUCUAGGCCCGGAAGCCGCAUCAACCUCACGGAAAUCCUCGACGGCGAGAUGGCCGUUGGCCCCAUCGAUCUCUCUCUAGCUGACUUCCGCUGGCCCGCGGGCAUUCAACGUCAGGUCUCCAAACUCAACAGCGCCCUCCAUGCCGUCUUCGUCUUCUAUGUCCUCGCUGUCGCCCUCGCCGGUGCCGCCGUCAUCUGCAAUGCAGUCAUCCUCUUCCUCCCUGCCUUUACCCCCAUCCUCAUCAUCGCCAACGCUGUCCUUGCCGGCCUCGCCAGUGUUAACAUCGGCCUCGGCUCCACCAUCACCACCGUCAUGGGCGGGCUCGUUGCCGAGACCAUUACCGAUCUCGGCGAGUUUGUCGGCGUGACCGCCGUCCAGGGAACGCAGUUUCUCGCCUUGACCUGGGUCGCCUUCGGUGUCGUCACCGUGGCCGCUGCAUACUGGGCAAAUGAGUUCAGGAAGGUCCGCAAGACGGCCAAGAUGAUGGGCAGGUGGGAGAUGAAGGAGGCAACCAGGGUGUAA
Parascedosporium putredinis is the source of this 927-nucleotide messenger RNA. NCBI's taxonomy places the organism in Eukaryota, Fungi, Ascomycota, Sordariomycetes, Microascales, Microascaceae. The record is from the annotation of a GenBank genome assembly.